Molecule: messenger RNA, 1443 nt
Organism: Postia placenta MAD-698-R-SB12
Lineage: Eukaryota; Fungi; Basidiomycota; Agaricomycetes; Polyporales; Adustoporiaceae
Exons: 5
Cellular component (GO): cytoplasm
Molecular function (GO): ubiquitin-protein transferase inhibitor activity
Source: RefSeq, a predicted model, not a curated record
GAACCAUUAACCUUGUUACCACUCCUUGCCGCAUCGCGCGACGAGAAUGCUGAACGACUCGUACGCUUGAUGGCUGAGAGUUCAAGCGCCAAGGAAGUGGUAAUGGCUACACAAGAGGUUGUAGAGACAAUAGAAUUGAUGAGCCAAUCAUCAGAGCAAUAUGAUGACGAGCAGGACAGUGCUCCGCCCUUCCAGCAGCUAGCUUGCAUCCUCAUGAUGUCUGCUGUCCUCAUUGUUGUCCUUGCUACAGCGAUCCCUCGCUUACCGAGAAGAAAGCAAACACCAAGUGAGGUGCUACGCCCGCUUUUCGCUGAGCUCGGAUCAGUCGUGUCACAUACAGCCUCUGACGCCAUGCCUUCUGACCACCGAAAACUGAUAACAUCCACUGUGCGAACCGUCUCAAUACUCAAUAGAUGGAUGGCCUCAGAAUCUAGUCAUGACAGUAGUGAGCAUGACAACGUCGUUGAUGUACUGUAUUCUCUCCUCACUACGGUCGUAGAGGCAUGUGCAAACAACAUCGACUCUCAUCUGGCGCAACAGGCAUUCCAGCGGCAAUUUCCCAGACUCGUAGUCCCCUUUUCUGAUGGCGACUCUUCCACACAAUCUGAAGACAUUACUCGUGAACUACAGACUGCCAUUGCAGAUCUUCACCUCACGCCGAGUCGAUUGCAGGCAGAACCUACACUAGGUUCUCUCAUCCUCCUCGCGCACACCCCCUCGUACACCUUCACCACAUCACUUUUAACUGCGUUCUUCGCCGUCAUCCUGAUGGCCCUACAAACGAAUCAUGCACUCGAUGAAGUCCUCGCACUGCUUAUCGACACCAUUGUCCCCUUCCGCGCCUACUCACCAGCAUCCGAUUUCCCGCCUGAUCUCCUCAUUCCCCUCGCACACAUCCUGUCCUCUCUCGCCAGCGUCCACCCGGACUCUGCGACGCGCCAUCACACCUUCCGCCUCCUCGCGUCUAUACUCGCGCUCGCGCCGUCGCCCCUCCGCCUCCAGCUCCUCCACGAGCUCCUCACGGACGAAGAUACAGCACCGCAGAUGCGCGUUGCCGCCAUCGGCCUUGUUAAAGACGCCCUCCUUGAAGCGUUAGCUGCGCCUGCCGGAUCUGAAGAGAGCAGUCGGAACGUGUUUGCAUCACACCUGCUCUUACGCACACUCGGACCCAUCCUGCUGCAGCCGCACCCACCUAGUCUGUUCGAUACUGCGAACCAGCUAGAUCAGCAAGACUUCUUGGAUACGGCAGAGCCCCUUCGCCUGGUAGAGUGCCUUGCGCUUUGCUAUGUCUGGCUACUGCGGGACGUCCAGAACCGGACGGGGCUACGGGAUGCAGACAAUCUAAGGAACGUUGAACACACGUUAUUGGAGCCUCUGCGGAGACAGCUGAGGACCUGGGAUAACGGUAUGGACGGCUCCAUUCUUCUCGGUGGACUGAUGUAA